Molecule: messenger RNA, 522 nt
Organism: Chrysochloris asiatica (Cape golden mole)
Lineage: Eukaryota; Metazoa; Chordata; Mammalia; Afrosoricida; Chrysochloridae
Gene: CACFD1
Product: calcium channel flower domain containing 1
Exons: 5
Coding region: 1-522 (173 amino acids)
Biological process (GO): vesicle-mediated transport
Cellular component (GO): membrane
Source: RefSeq, a predicted model, not a curated record
AUGAGCGGCGCGGGUGCGGGCGGGGCGGCGGCGUCUGCAAACUCCGCGCUGCCUGCGCAGGAGGAGGGCAUGACGUGGUGGUACCACUGGCUGUGCCGCCUGUCGGGAGUGUUGGGGGCCAUCUCUUGUGCUGUCUCCGGUCUCUUCAACUGCGUCACUGUUCACCCCCUCAACAUUGCGGCCGGCGUGUGGAUGAUCAUGAACGCCUUCAUCCUGCUGCUUUGCGAGGUACCCUUCUGCUGCCAGUUCGUGGAGUUUGCGCACACGGUGGCCCAGAAGGUAGACCGGCUCCGCUCCUGGCAGAAAGCUGUCUUCUACUGUGGGAUGGCCAUCGUCCCCAUCGUCAUCAGCCUGACACUGACCACUCUGCUGGGGAAUGCCAUCGCCUUCGCCACUGGAGUGCUGUAUGGACUUUCUGCUCUGGGCAAAAAGGGCGACGCCAUCUCAUAUGCCAGGAUCCAGCAACAGAAGCAGCAGGCUGACGAGGAGAUGCUCACAGAGACCCAGGAUGGGGAGCUGUGA